This is a messenger RNA of Oryzias melastigma (Indian medaka), 2287 nucleotides long. It is a transcript of the gene hhatlb, whose product is annotated as hedgehog acyltransferase like, b. Gene Ontology annotation, biological process: negative regulation of N-terminal protein palmitoylation. Gene Ontology annotation, molecular function: acyltransferase activity. The record is from RefSeq and is a predicted model, not a curated record. Bases 291 to 2006 code for a protein of 571 amino acids. The transcript is spliced from 12 exons. Gene Ontology annotation, cellular component: endoplasmic reticulum. Lineage: Eukaryota; Metazoa; Chordata; Actinopteri; Beloniformes; Adrianichthyidae.
AAUAUGGAAAACACAAAAUGGGACCAGAAAAGCCCUCCGAAAAAAACAGCAGCUGACACCAAUCAGUAAUUAGAAAACUGCAGUUUUUUUAAUUUCUAAUUAGUAUCAUUUUAAAACUAGUAGUAGUCUACAAAAAUGUGUUUCAGAAUAAACAUUUUACAAAAGAAAUCAUUUCUUUAAUAAAGUUUAGGAAUUUUUUUUUGUAUUUUUGAUGAUGAAUGACUUAAAUUCAGAUUAAAAAUCACUUUCAACAACAACAAAUCCUUAGAGAUGCCAGGAAUUAUUCAUUCAUGUUUUUUUUUUUUUUUUCAUCUAAAGAAUCAUACCUGAACACUACAAGCAACAAAAAAAAACAACAUUUUUUGGGGAACUGCAAAGCCUGCGAGCUUCGCUUUCCUGUUUGCAUCACCAUGGGGAUCAAAGCGGCUCUUCCCAAGUAUGAGAUCUACAGCUACUAUGUCAUGCUGUGCCUCGCCGUGUUCUGGGCGACCAGCUGGAUCUUUGAAGUGUCCAACUCCAACAUCAACAGGAAGGCCUUCAAAACCAGUGUCAAACCGAGUUAUUUUGGAAGGAAAAUGGAUACAUCCGAUUUUGAGUGGAUGAUGUGGUUCUCUACCUUCAGGGCUCACAUCCUGUUUGCUCUCUCUGGUCAUGUGCUGUUUGCCAAGAUCUGCUCCAUGCUGGCUCCACAGUACAGGUCCUUGGUGUACAUGGUUUACGGUGUCCUGGCUGUGUGGACCAGCAUGGGCUGGACCUACGUCACCCUCAUCUUGUCCCACUGCAUCCUGCUGUACAGCAUCUCCUUGGUGAAGAUCCGCUGGCUCUGCUUUGUCACGGGUCUUUGCACGCUAGCAACGUUCAAGUGUGAACCCUUUUUGUCCUGGGAGGCCGGUUUUGUUCAGGGAGACUUUGAGCUCCGCCACGUCCUCUUCUACGGAGGCUGUGGGUUUACGAUCAUGCGAUGCAUGAGCUUUGCUCUGGAAAACUGUGAAAAAAAAGAUGGAAAUUACAACAUCCUUGAGCUACUCAAGUACAACUUCUACCUCCCUUUCUUCUAUUUUGGGCCUAUCAUGACCUUUGACAAAUUUUAUGUUCAGGUCAACAGGUCCGACCUGACGAGAAAAGAUGGGGAAUUAUGGAACAUCAGUCUGCACGGACUCAUACACUUGGGUGUGGUCAUUGUAGUGGACGUCCUCUUCCACUUCAUGUACAUCCUGACCAUACCUACUGACAUGAAACUGCUGAAGCACCUCUCUGACUGGGCUCUAGUCGGUCUGGCUUACUUCAAUCUGGUGUACGAUUGGGUCAAAGCAGCUGUGAUGUUUGGAGUCAUCACCACGGUGGCCAAACUGGAUCACAUGGACCCACCCAAACCACCAAAGUGCAUCACCAUGCUCUAUAUGUUUGCUGAAACACAUUUUGACCGAGGAAUUCAUGAAUGGCUUUGCAAGUAUGUUUAUGAUUACUUAGGAGGAAAGCAUGAGAAUGUUCUGGAAGAGCUGGUGGCUACACUUUGCACCUACGGAAUCACCAUUCUGUGGCUGGGUCCCUGCGAGGUGGUGCUCUUCUGGGCUUUCUUCAACUGUUUUGGUCUGAACUUUGAGUUGUGGACCACCAAGUUCUUCUCCAUGGAGCCCUUUGUCUCCUUGGAGAUGGCGAUGUCGGAAGCGACGUCUCGCCGCAUCAGAGCCGUCUUCAACACGUUUAACUUCUGGUGCAUCGUGCUGUACAACACCGUGGCCUUGAACAGUUUGGACUUUUCCAAGCUGGUUGCUAAGCGUCUGCUUCUUAAAGGUUUCCCUAUAACUACAAUUCUUGUGAUGUUUGUGACCUACUGCCUGGUUCAAGUAAUCAAAGAGCGAGAGAGAAAACAAGCCCUGAUCGAUGACCCGGACCCACUUCCUCCUGCGCCCCCUCUGAACGCUGCUGCAGCUCCUCCUGCCUCUGCAACCACAACUCCUGCUGCUCAGCCAGCGGCAGAACCCAACAAAGAAAAAGCCGAGUAGAGAGCCAGCGUGACUGGUUCCAACUGUUGGCUAUUUUAACAGGAAUUUUACUGGAGAGAUGAAAUCAAAAGUUGUAAAUGAAGAAAUCACCAUUUGUGGUCAAAUUCCAGUUUGUAACCUUCUGAAAAAUGUGUUCUAUUAUGUCAUUCGGAGUAAAUUAUUUGCAACUAUACAACUAAAUAAUAAUUUCUCAAAAGUAUUUAUUUGUGUUAGAACUGAUGUUUUAUUUUAAUGAAGAGAAUGACUGCUGCCAUGCACAAUAAAGAAAGCUUUUAAUGACA